GGCCAGGCCAGUUGCUAAACGACUCGCAAAGCGCUUGGACCGAAGGCCCAAAACCAACGCAGCUCUUAUCUCUUAUCAGUGGCUAACAACAACAACAACAACAACAAGAUGGAGGGCGCUACCACGCAUUUCGAUAAAUAUACAAAAGUUUGGAGUGGACCAAGGCCGGCGCAUUUCUUUGAUGCGGAUUGCUCUAUAGGCAAAAUAUUGUUUGCAUUUAUGCGCAAUCAUCCGACAAGUCUAAGCCAGAUUUCAGAUACGGAGGGCACAGCGCUAACCAAUGGCGAGGCCAUUAGCUUUGCCAUACGCAUUGCGCAGCACUUGAAGUCGAUGUCGCUGCGCCAGGACGAUGUGGUGGGCAUUGCAGCCACCAAUUCCACGUAUCUAAUGCCUGUGGUGCUGGGUUGUUUACUCAAUGGCACGCCCUUUCAUGCUGUUAGUCCAUGGCAUGAUGAAGUUACUCUCAAGCAUUUGUUUUGCAUCACUCGCCCGCGUUUGAUUUUCUGCGAUGGUUUGGCCUACGAACGCUUGAGUGCUAUAGCCAAAAUGUUAAAGGCUCCAGUUUAUACAUUGAAAGAUCAUCGCCUGGAGCUGCCGCGUGUGGAGGAUUUGCUAGCACCCACCAAAACUGAGCUGUACUAUGUUCCUGAGGGUCUCACGCUGGGCGGCGAUCAAACUGUUGCCAUUCUCAGCACUUCAGGCACUACGGGCAUGCCCAAGGCUGUAACCAUCUCCAAUGCUGCUUGUCUGUUUGAUUUUGGCUUUGUUACUGGCCAAGAUGCGCUGCUUUCAUUCAGCACCAUUGACUGGGCGCCUGGUCUAUUCAACAUGCUCUACAGCUGCUGUCAUGGCUCCACUAGAAUCAUCACAGAUCGCGCUUAUACUCCAGAGUAUUUGCUGCAGCUGGUGGAGAAGUAUAAAGUGACGCUGUUGACGCUAUCACCACAGCAGGUGGCCUCACUGGUUAAGGCGCCCACUCUCAGUAAGCAGCGCUUGGCCAGCGUCAGAUUCAUAAGCAUUGGAGGCGGCAACUGCUAUGUGGUGAAUCUGCUAAAGCUGCAGGAGUUUCUGCUGAAUGGACAAAUAUCUUAUGGCUAUGCGCUUACUGAAUGUGGUGGCGUUGCUGCUAAUAUGGGCGUGGCGCGCCCCUCAUCUGUAGGCAAACUAGUGCCAGGCAUUAAGCUAAAGUUACUCGACGAUGCGGGACGCAGUUUGGGACAUGGAGAAACUGGUGAAAUUCUAGUGCACACAGGCAAGCUAUGGAAUGGCUACUACGGCAAUCCGAACGAGUCCAAGCGCAUGCAGGAUUACCAAGGCUGGUUUCAUACCGGCGACAUGGGCUACUUUGAUAACGAAAACUAUUUGCACAUUGUGGAACGCAAGCGCGACAUGCUGCGCUUCCAUGGCGCUCAAUACUGUCCCUACGAGCUGGAGCAGGUUAUAGCGGAGCUGCCAGAUGUCAUAGAGGCGUGUGUGUUUGGUUUAUGGAACGAUGUGGAUGGUGAUCCCGCAGCUGCUGCUGUUGUUAAGGUGCCGGGCAGUCGACUAAGUGAAAUGGAUAUUGUGGAGUAUGUGGCCAAGCGGCUGGUGGUCACUCACAAGCAGCUGCACUGCGGCGUCUUCUUUCUGCCCGAGCUGCCCAAAACUGGCAGCGGCAAAGUGCUGCGGCAACAAGCGCGCGACGAGGCGCUGGGCAAGAAGUGGAGCGACUAUCGCAAUGGGCACUAGUACUAAAGCUAAGCUAAGUAGCUGUUAAGUUAGCAUGACU
This is a messenger RNA of Drosophila busckii, 1768 nucleotides long. It is a transcript of the gene Acsx4, whose product is annotated as luciferin 4-monooxygenase. The transcript is spliced from 4 exons. Lineage: Eukaryota; Metazoa; Arthropoda; Insecta; Diptera; Drosophilidae. Gene Ontology annotation, molecular function: long-chain fatty acid-CoA ligase activity. The coding region runs from base 109 to 1728 and encodes 539 amino acids. The record is from RefSeq and is a predicted model, not a curated record. Gene Ontology annotation, biological process: fatty-acyl-CoA biosynthetic process; long-chain fatty acid metabolic process.